This is a messenger RNA of Colias croceus (clouded yellow), 2766 nucleotides long. It is a transcript of the gene cta, whose product is annotated as guanine nucleotide-binding protein subunit alpha homolog. Bases 231 to 1358 code for a protein of 375 amino acids. Gene Ontology annotation, molecular function: guanyl nucleotide binding; GTPase activity; G-protein beta/gamma-subunit complex binding. The transcript has 3 exons. Gene Ontology annotation, biological process: Rho protein signal transduction; adenylate cyclase-modulating G protein-coupled receptor signaling pathway. The record is from RefSeq and is a predicted model, not a curated record. Gene Ontology annotation, cellular component: brush border membrane; heterotrimeric G-protein complex. NCBI's taxonomy places the organism in Eukaryota, Metazoa, Arthropoda, Insecta, Lepidoptera, Pieridae.
UGUACUUCUGUUCACAGCCUAUAUUUUCUCAUUUUAUUUUUCUCAAUGAGUUUGGGAGGGGUGGAAUGCGUGCGUACGUUUUAUCACGGACUUUUUGUUUAAUUUAUUGAUAUCGCAUAAAACAUUGUGGAAUGGUGAAAAUGUGUUUGAUGUCUAAUGCGAACGUUAAUAUUAGUGCAAUAAUUGCGCGUUGAUUACAGUUUUAUAGUGUGUGUUCCUAAUCAUGCAAAAUGGCCAAUGAUUUCUGGUCAUGUACCUGUUGUACCGAAGCUCUGACUUGUUGGUUGCGUCUGAAGCUGUCUCCGGAGGAGAUAGAGCAGCGGUACAGAAGCAAGGAAAUAGACAGAAUUCUUGAGAAGGACAAACAGACGCUACGGCGACAGGUCAAACUUUUGCUACUUGGUGCGGGUGAAAGCGGAAAAUCAACAUUCCUGAAACAGAUGAGAAUAAUACACAAAGUCAAAUUUGAGCCGGAAUUAGUGCGCGAGUACCAGCAUGUGAUAUAUCAGAAUAUAGUGAAGGGUAUACAAGUGCUAGUUGAUGCAAGAGACAAGCUCGCGAUUCCGUGGGAAAACCCAAGGAAUCUGGACGUUGGUCAGCAGGCCCUGCACUUCAAUAGUUCAGUGUCGCUCGACAGCCGAUUGUUUAUGCAUUAUGCACCUCAUAUACACUCCCUGUGGUUAGACAGGGCCAUAAAACGAGCAUAUGACAGGCGGAGAGAAUUUCAAUUGAGCGACUCAGUGAGUUACUUCUUCGGCGAGCUGGAGCGCAUUGCGCGGCCGGACUACAUCCCCUCCCACCAGGACAUCCUGCACUGUCGGAAGGCCACCAAGGGCAUCACGGAGUGCACGAUCAACAUCAACAAUGUGCCAUUCGUGUUCGUCGACGUCGGUGGCCAGAGGACGCAGCGGCAGAAGUGGACGCAGUGUUUCGAUUCCGUCACCUCCAUACUGUUUCUGGUGUCCUCGUCGGAGUUCGACCAAGUUCUGUCGGAAGAUAGAAAAACGAAUCGCCUCGAAGAAGCGCUCAACAUAUUCGACACGAUCGUGAACAAUGUCAACUUCAAAGGGAUAUCGAUUAUUCUAUUCCUCAACAAAUCGGAUUUACUAGCGAGGAAGGUGGCCAGCAAGGAGACGGACAUACGCUGGUACUUCCCGCACUUCACGGGCGAUCCGCACAACCUCCGCGACGUGCAAAUGUUCAUACUCAACAUGUUCGCGAACGUUCGCAGGGAACCAAAGACAACGCUCUACCAUCACUUCACGACGGCCAUAGACACGCACAACAUAGAGGUCGUCUUCAACUCCGUCAAAGACACGAUCCUCAAUCGAAAUUUGGAAUCGCUCAUGUUACAGUGACGUAACAGCUCCGAAUUCAAAUUACUCCAAAUGUGAUAGCUCGAUGGCGAAUGACUGAUGGCGCGAAAUUCCUUUUAUAAUCUGUUGUAUUUAUAAUCUGCAUAAUAGGAAGAUUUAAAAGACAAGGGAUAUGUGUUUGUUACGGCGUCACACGACGGCCUACUUUUGUAGUGUUUGUAAAAUAUGGACGGUUUACCGAAGUAAUGUUUUGGUAUGUGUAUAGUAUAUCAUAUCGUAAUGAUAAAAUUUGUAUAUCAGUAUAUUUAUGACCAAAAAUAUAGAUCGUGCACUUGAUAAAUUACAUUAUUAUGAUCACUUUUGGAUAAAUUUAUAUAUGCGCUUAGGACACGUGUAUACACGUGAGUAUUGGUAAAAAAUAGUGAGGAUAUAGAUUUAUCUCUUUCGUAUAUAUGGAAGAAGAAAAGAGACCGAUCUAUGUCUCCAAUGUUGGCGUAGAGUAAGGAAACUCAAUUUUUACAGAAGUAGCUUGUAUCAGCAUUUAAAUGUAGUCCAGAACCAGAAAGAGUAGCGAAACCCUCUGAACUGCCGAGAGUCAUAUCUAACUGUGCCAAGAACAGGAUGUAUGGAAAUUUAGGCAAUGUGCUCAAUGACGUCGUAAAACAAAAUUGCGUAAUACAUAUAAUAUAAUUAUAAUCAUCUUUAUAACUUCUUGUCGGAAACGUAAAAAUUUAAUUUUAUUUAACUUAUUAUUUUAACUUAAUAAAUUAUGCAAUAAACAUGUUUUAUAUCUUGCAGCAGUAAGUAGUAAUUCGAAUAUCUAGAUAAAGUUAAGCUUUAGGCUAUAGAUGCGUCUUAAAAAAAAAAUAAUAAAAAGAAAAAAAAGAAACAGCACAUAUUCGAAUUCUUAAUUCAAAUCGUUUAUAUAAUCUAUAUGCGCUAUAGAAAUUCUAGAACAUUUCUAUUGUGACCUAAAUUCUUGCCGAUGUAAUCCGCCGUGACGUCAUUGGGCACUUAUUAGGCGAGCUUUAAGCGUAGUUUAUUAGAAAACGCAUGUUGCUCAAAUGCAGCGCAAAUGAAUAAAGGAAAGACUUUAUAUCCCUAUAGGGGAAAAACCAAUUUUAUUAUAAGUAAAAAUUAGUUUAGAUAGGCACGUUGAAAUGUGACAAUAGUGUAGCCACACUUUACUUCAGUUGUCUCUUUCGCUCACGAUAGUUGAAUUACGCCAUCUCACUUUGACGUCUAAUCGUGUUACAUGCGUUAGUGUACAGUUUUUGGUCGAAUGUUUUAGUAACCUAUCUAUACCUUUUUUACUUAUAAUAUCAUUGAAAAACAAUGUAAAUAAAAAUUUAAUACACUGUGAUGGAAUUUUUCGGUAAUAUUUAGGCUGUAAACAGCAACGAACGAGUUAUAGGCACAUUCUUAUCCCCUACGAUGUUUAAUACCCUUA